Myiozetetes cayanensis is the source of this 1307-nucleotide messenger RNA. It is a transcript of the gene TK2, whose product is annotated as thymidine kinase 2. The transcript is spliced from 10 exons. NCBI's taxonomy places the organism in Eukaryota, Metazoa, Chordata, Aves, Passeriformes, Tyrannidae. The record is from RefSeq and is a predicted model, not a curated record. Gene Ontology annotation, molecular function: deoxynucleoside kinase activity; ATP binding. Gene Ontology annotation, cellular component: mitochondrion; cytoplasm. The coding region runs from base 626 to 1132 and encodes 168 amino acids. Gene Ontology annotation, biological process: nucleobase-containing compound metabolic process.
GGAGCAGGAUCAGUGUCAGACCGUGAGGGAGCAGGAGCAGGGUCAGACCCUGGCACUCGGGCCGUGCCCGGCCCCUCUGCCCCCCAUCACUGCCUUCCUGCCCUCUGUGGGGUGAGGGGUCCGGUAAGCCCAGCAUGGCUUGCACAGGUUUUACACCGCAGUUCUGAGGUGUGAGGCACCUGAACCGCUUGUCUUGGAGCCUUCACCCUUCCCCUGCCUUGUAGCUGGGCCUGUGGACCCUGCAGGGGCUGCUCCCUGACUGGCCUUCCCGAAAUUCACUUUUCCCCAGUGCCAAGCGAGGAGCAGCAGGAAUAACAAAAACCCGGUGGAAGUGUGGGCACUCCCCGUUGGACUGUCGGUAGUGUUAACAAUGGUGAACUUCAGCUAAAGCUGUGUCAGUCUGUGCCAAAUGUGCCUAGUGCGUGACCCAAGAAUGACCUAAAAUGCUGGAGAUAAAUUUCUGAUAAAGAAAGAUGAUAGAAAGAGAGUUAUAUGCAUCGAGGGGAACAUUGCAAGUGGGAAAACAACAUGCCUGGAUUAUUUUGCUCGAACUACCAGCAUUGAGGUUUUGAAAGAACCGCUGGUCAAGUGGAGGAAUGUUCGUGGUCAUAAUAUCCUGGGCUUAAUGUACGAGGAUGCUUCCAGGUGGGGGAUAACCUUACAGACUUACGUCCAGCUGACCAUGUUGGAGCAGCACACCAGGCCAAUGACUUCCCCAGUCCGAAUGAUGGAGAGAUCAAUUCACAGUGCAAAGCACAUCUUUGUGGAAAAUUUGUACAGGAGUGGAAAAAUGCCCGAGGUGGAUUAUGCUGUGCUGAGUGAAUGGUUUGACUGGAUCAAGAGCAACAUCGACGUCUCAGUGGAUUUGAUAGUUUAUCUGCAGACAUCUCCUAAAGUUUGUUAUGAGAGGUUAAAAAAACGAUGCAGGGAAGAAGAAAAGAUCAUUCCUCUGGAAUAUUUAGAAGCUAUUCACGAGCUCUAUGAAGAGUGGCUCAUUAAACGUGCACUGUUUGAGGUUUCCUGCCCAGUGCUUGUUAUUGGAGCUGACCAUGACAUGCAGAAAAUGAUAGAAAAGUAUGAAGAAAAACGGGACCAAAUACUAAACCCAUCUGAUAGACAACACCAUUUAUAGAAGCCUGUGCUUGUUGUACCAAAUAAUGUUUAGGAAGUCUGAUUUGGUAUUUUUAAUAUUUAAAUAUAACUGGUUUUGGUUUUGCACUAUGCUUUGUAGAAUGUUGUGGACUUAUAGCUAUGAAAUGUUCAGGUUCAAGUCAGGAACAGAAUAUAAACCAAUUCCUUUUUGUGUU